GUGAGGGGCCGCUGUCCCCGGGCGGGGAGGAGUGGCCGGCCAUGAAUGCAGUGACCUAUGACGAUGUGCAUGUUGACUUCACUUGGGAAGAGUGGGCUUUGCUGGAUCCUUCCCAGAAGCGUCUCUACAAAGAUGUGAUGUUGGAGACCUACGGGAACCUCACUGCUAUAGGUUACAAAUGGAAAGAUCAUCAUAUUGAAGAACAUUGUGAAAGUUCUAGAAGACAUGGAAGGCAUGGAAGAAGUCAUACUGGAGAGAAACCAUCUGAAUAUGCUCAAAGUGUUAAUUCCUAUGCAUAUCAUAGUCAUCUUCAAAGGCAUGAAAGAAUCCAUACUCGAGAGAAACCCUAUGGAUGUAAUCAAUGUGGUAAAACCUUUUCACAACACUGGUAUCUCCAAAUACAUAAAAGAGCACAUACUGGAGAGAAACCCUAUGAAUGUAAUCAAUGUGGGAAAGCCUUUGCAUGCAACAGUAGUCUCCAAAAACAUAAAAGAACACAUACUGGAGAGAAACCCUAUGAAUGUAAUCAAUGUGGUAAAGCCUUUGUAUGUCACAAUUAUCUCCAAAUCCAUAAAAGAAAACAUACUGGAGAGAAACCCUAUGAAUGUAAUCAAUGUGGUAAAGCCUUUACACGUCAUUCUAUUCUCCAAAUCCAUAAAAGAACACAUACUGGAGAGAAACCCUAUGAAUGUAAUCAAUGUGGUAAAGCCUUUACACAUCACUCUAGUCUCCGAAUACAUAAAAGGACACAUACUGGAGAGAAACCCUAUGAAUGUAAUCAGUGUGGGAAAUUCUUUAUACUUCACUCUGUUCUCCAAAUCCAUAAAAGAACACAUACUGGAGAGAAACCCUAUGAAUGUAACCAAUGUGGGAAAGCCUUUGCAUAUCACAAUUAUCUACAAAUCCAUAAAAGAACACAUACUGGCGAGAAACCUUAUGAAUGUAAUCAAUGUGGGAAAGCCUUUCCAGGUCCCAGUCAUCUUCAAAUGCAUGAAAAAACACAUACUGGUGAGAAACCCUAUGGAUGUAAUCAAUGUGGGAAAGCCUUUGCAUCAAACAGUAGUCUCCAAAUCCAUAAAAGAACACAUACUGGUGAGAAACCCUAUGAAUGCAAUCAAUGUGGUAAAGCCUUUGCACGUCAUAGUUAUCUCCAAAUCCAUAAAAGAACACAUACUGGUGAGAAACCCUAUGAGUGUAAUCAAUGUGGUAAAGCCUUUGCAUGUACUGUUACUCUCCGAAAACAUAAAAGAACACAUACUGGAGAGAAACCCUAUGAAUGUAAUCAGUGUGGUAAAGCCUUUGCACAGCAAAGUCAUCUUCAAAGACAUAAAAGCACACAUACUGGAGAGAAACCCUAUGAAUGUAAUCAGUGUGGUAUAGCCUUUUCACAACCCGCAUAUCUUCAAAUACAUAAAAGAACACAUACUGGCGAGAAACCCUAUGAAUGUAAUCAAUGUGGAAAAGCCUUUGCAUGUCACAGGAGUCUCCAAAUCCAUCAAAGAACACAUACUGGUGAGAAACCAUAUAAAUGUAAUCAAUGUGGUAAAGCCUUUGCAUAUCACAAUUAUCUCCAAAUCCAUAAAAGAACACAUACUGGAGAGAAACCUUAUGAAUGUAAUCAGUGUGGUAAAGCCUUUGCACAACAAGGUCAUCUUCAGAGGCAUACUAGAACACACAAUGGUGGGACCUCUUCCCCUUUCCCUGGUUUUGGGACACCCCUCUCCCACCUGCCAGGACUGUGGACCUGGGAAUUUCAGAUGUACACCUAAAAGAAAAGUGUACACCCCCUAAAAUUCCUUAACUCCAUUUUCUGCCCAUUACUGUACAUUUUUUUCUAGCAGAUUUCUGAUCAGUUAAAGGCUACAGACUGCUCCAACUGCUGCCUGCAUGUUCCUGGUCCCAGAGGGUCCUAUAAAGCCUGGACAACAAAUGAAGCAGUCUGCUCUGUCUGGACUUGGUCAAUAUUCCAGUCUUUAGUGUUCCCAAGAAUAGCCCAUUGUCAGCAGGAAGUAUCAUGGAUGAUUUCAACAUCCCUUGUCACUCAUUUGCUAUCAACAAAAAGGCUGAGAUGUUAAGUUCUUUACCCAGGACAUAUAACUGAGGUGCUUAUUCAUCACAUCAAAGCUUGACCUGGCUACCAGGUUCUCCCAACUUCCCUCAGUCCCUACCUGCUACAGGGUAUGGUUGAACAAAGCCUACCCUCUACAUUGAACUCUCUACUCCAGGGGUUAGAUUGCCCUUAAAAAUGUUCUAUUACUUAUUGUAUAAAUUUUGCCCAUGAUCCUGAUAUGUAUAUUUUAAUGGCUCCAUAUAUACUUUUGUCAGUUAAUCUGGUAUGAGGAUCUUGCUGCGUGUAUAUUUAAACAGGUUGCUACUGUCCUCUCAAAGUUAAAAUGGUUUAUUAAUUGCUUUGAUUACAAUUUUGAAAUCUAUGUCAGCUUCUGUUACAGGUUUGGUUCAGCAGGUGCACACUGCUAAUCAGGUGAACUCUUUAUUUAGAAAUGUAUCAUUAACAUUGGUUAUUCAGGAAAGGAUUGACCAAGGAUUAACAGGUAGAGCUAAUGCUUUAGAAGAAACCAUUUUUCACAUGGGAACUCAGAUCCAAAAUAUUAAGAAAUGCUUAACCUCAUGUCAUGCUCACUAUAAAUGGAUUUGUGUUAUUCCUCUGCCUUACAGUAGAUCAGAGAUGUCCUGGGAGCAAGUUCAGCUCACCUAUAAGAUGUUUGAAAUAGUUGUCAGCUAUUAAUAAUCAAUAUGGAUAUUCUUCAUUCUCAGAUUAGUGUUAUUAGUCAUUCUAGGCUACAGAUAUCCUCUACAAAAGAGGUGGCUAGUUAGUUCACUAAUUCAGUCAAAAAUUUUGUUCAAAAUAACUCUUUAUGGAGUUUUAUUAGUUUGGGAAUCAUUGGAGGAUUAAUUAUUCUACUUCUAUUCCUUCUUCCAGUCAUCUUCAGAUGUUUAAGAUCCACAGUAUGCUCUGCCCAAAGUGAGAUUCACACACUUCAUUUAAUCAACACAAAAGGAAGAGAUGACCUUGUCCAUGUUUGAGGAACAGCAGGUGUCAAUUGACUUCAGAGUGUCAGCACACCAGGAGGAAAGUCUCUGAUGGGUGAAUUUUGGUAGGCAAGUCCCUGAGACCCCAGACCCCAGAGUGUCUUUUGCUUCUGCUGUGCCUUUACAUGUUUGCCCCUGCCAUCUUCCUUUGCUAUCUGUCAUGAUGUGAAUGAGUGUGGGGAGAUUCCCACUGCCUGUAAUGUAGUGUAUUUAUCUCAUGAAACAUCCCAUUCUACUGGGUAUUUUUAAAAAUUUUUCUUUAUUUAGAAAUUUUUUCAUUUUACAUACUAACCACAGGUACCCCUCCAUCCCCUUCUCCCACUCCCCCACACCUCCCUCUACCCCACCCUCAUCCAAUCCUCAUGGGGGUAAGGCCUCCCUUGGGUAAUCAACAUAGGUUGGCAUACCAACUUGGGGCAGGACCAAGCCCCCCCCUCCCCCCCCAUGAAUCAAGGCUGAGCAAGGCAUCCCACCAUAGGGAAUUAGCUCUAAAAAGCCUGUUCAGGGAUAAGCCCUGAUCCCACUGCCAGGGUCCCCACAAACAGAUGAAGCCACACACCUGUCACCCACAUGCAGAGGGCCUAGUUCAGUCCCAUGCAGGCUCCCCAGCUGUCAGUCCAGAGUCCAUGAGCUC
Peromyscus maniculatus bairdii (prairie deer mouse) is the source of this 3685-nucleotide messenger RNA. RefSeq lists its product as uncharacterized. Gene Ontology annotation, biological process: regulation of transcription by RNA polymerase II. Lineage: Eukaryota; Metazoa; Chordata; Mammalia; Rodentia; Cricetidae. Gene Ontology annotation, cellular component: nucleus. The record is from RefSeq and is a predicted model, not a curated record. Gene Ontology annotation, molecular function: DNA-binding transcription factor activity, RNA polymerase II-specific; RNA polymerase II cis-regulatory region sequence-specific DNA binding.